Molecule: messenger RNA, 2133 nt
Organism: Miniopterus natalensis
Lineage: Eukaryota; Metazoa; Chordata; Mammalia; Chiroptera; Miniopteridae
Source: RefSeq, a predicted model, not a curated record
AGUUCCCCAGCUGUGUGACUCUGAAGAGGUACUGUGUCCCGAGUACAGGAACUCCUGAGAUGGUGGGAAAAGUGAACCAUCACAUUCCUCUCCGUGGAGAUAAGAGGACUUGGGCUGGAAGCAUGUGGUGUGUCCUGAGAGCCUGGAGGCGAGGGCACCUGAGCCCUAGGGGAGUCCAGGGACAGCCAUGGCCCCCAGGCAUCCGUGCUCUGGCCAGUGUGGCCUCCAGGAGUGGGAACGAGUACAGUCACGUGGUGGUGGGUGCAGGCUCUGCGGGCUGUGUGCUGGCCCGACGGCUCACUGAGGACCCUGAUAAGCAUGUGCUGCUGUUGGAGGCUGGGCCCAAAGACACGUAUGCAGGGAGCAAGCGGCUCUUGUGGAAGAUCCACAUGCCCGCGGCCCUCGUGGCCAACCUGUGCGACGACAAGUACAACUGGUACUACCACACGGAGCCGCAGGCAGGCCUGGACGGCCGCGUGCUGUACUGGCCCCGCGGCCGGGUGUGGGGAGGCUCCUCGUCCCUCAACGCCAUGGUCUACAUCCGCGGGCAUGCCGAGGACUACGACCGCUGGCACCACCAGGGCGCCACAGACUGGGACUAUGCUCACUGCCUGCCUUACUUCCGCAAGGCGCAGUGCCACGAGCUGGGGCCCAGCAGGUACCGCGGCGGCGAAGGUCCACUGCAUGUGUCGCGGGGCAAGACCAACCACCCGCUGCACCGGGCAUUCUUGGAGGCGGCACAACAGGCCGGCUACCCCUUCACCGAGGACAUGAAUGGCUUCCAGCAAGAAGGCUUCGGCUGGAUGGACAUGACCAUCCACAAAGGCAAGCGCUGGAGCACAGCCUGUGCGUACCUGCACCCGGCACUAAGCCGUCCCAACCUCACAGCUGAGGCCCAGACAUUUGUGAGCAGGGUGCUGUUUGAAGGCACCCGCGCAGUGGGCGUGGAGUACAUGAAGAACGGCCAGAGCCACAGGGCUUAUGCCAGCCAGGAGGUGAUUCUGAGCGGAGGUGCCAUCAACUCCCCGCAGCUGCUCAUGCUCUCCGGCGUCGGCAAUGCAGAUGACCUCAAGAAGCUGGGCAUCCCCGUGGUGUGCCACCUUCCAGGAGUUGGCCAGAACCUGCAAGACCACCUAGAGAUAUACAUCCAGCAGGCAUGCACCCAACCCAUCACCCUCUAUGCAGCGCAACGGCCCUUGAGGCAGGUCCAGAUUGGUCUGGAGUGGCUCUGGAAAUUCACAGGGGAUGGAGCCACGGCACACCUGGAAACAGGUGGGUUCAUCCGGAGCCAGCCUGGAGUCCCCCACCCAGACAUACAGUUCCACUUCCUGCCAUCCCAAGUGAUUGACCAUGGGCGUGUCCCCACCCAGCAGGAGGCUUACCAGGUUCAUGUGGGGACCAUGCGGGGCACGAGUGUGGGCUGGCUAAAACUGAGGAGUGCCAACCCCCAGGACCACCCUGUGCUGCAGCCCAACUACUUGUCAACAGAAACUGAUAUCAGUGACUUCCGCAGAUGUGUGAAGCUGACCAGAGAAAUUUUUGCACAGGAAGCCCUGGCACCAUUCCGGGGAGAAGAGCUCCAGCCAGGAAGCCACGUGCAGUCAGAUAAAGAGAUAGACGCUUUUGUGCGGGCGAAAGCGGACAGCGCCUACCACCCCUCGUGCACCUGCAAGAUGGGCCAGCCCUCCGAUCCCACUGCCGUGGUGGAUCUGCAGACCAGGGUGAUUGGGGUGGAAGGCCUCAGGGUGGUCGAUGCGUCGAUCAUGCCCAGUGUGGUCAGUGGCAACCUGAACGCCCCCACGAUCAUGAUCGCAGAGAAAGCAGCUGACAUUAUCAGGGGGCGGCCUGCACUAUGCGACAAGGAUGUCCCUGUGUACAAACCUGGGAGCCUGGCCACUCAGCGUUGAGGCAGUCGCUGUCUGAGAAGCCCCCUGACUAGCCAAGAGGGCCAGCACAGCCGUUGUGCCAAAUGCUCUUUCCUGAAACUAUCUAGAAUGUUAAGAUUCAAUGGCAGAGAACUGGAUAAUUUUUAAGAAGCGAGACCUCACUGGUCGGUGAAUCAGGUUCCUUUUUAUUUUAGUUAAUCCUCAACCAAGGAUAUUUGUCUCCCCAUUGAUUUUUAGAGAGUAGAAG